CCCACAGCAACCAGCAACCAAGACCAGACAAGAGCUCAGCAGAAAAUGGAUGAGCCUCUAGAAGAGGUUCCCUCUGUAUCCUUGAGAAAUGAAAGUCCAGCCACAUCCCCAACUGCUGGUCCCACUAACAACCUUGAAGAUGACAAUCAGCCCAAAGGGGAGGCAAAUUACCACACAGACCGCCGAGUAGCUGACGAAGAUACCCAAAUAGUACAUGACCAGCCUAAAGCCAUCAUAACUUCCCAAGCUGACCAAAAAGUAUCUGAAGAUACUGGGUAUACAAUACAUGAUCAGUUUGACCAACAAUCAUCUGAGCCAACUGAUGGUAAGAUGUCCAGCCAAGCUGAUGAUGUAGUAUAUGGACAGAAUGACCAUAGGGUAUCUGGUCUGAUGGAUAGAACUGCUGAGCAGGUGGACUGCAGACUAUCCAGCCAGCCUCACAGAAGGGCUUCUGAGCAGGUAAGCCCAAGAGUGUCUAGCCAAGCAGAGAGAAAAGCUUCUGAGCAGGUAGACCACAGAGGGUCCAGCCAAGCUGAAAGCAGAGCUUCUGAGCAAGGAGACCACAGAUUGUCUAGCCAGGCCAAAGAAAGAGCUUCUCAUCAGACUGAUGACACAUCAUCUAUGCCAUCUGAUGGAGGAGCAUCUGAGAAUGAUCAAAAUAGAAUGCCUGACCAAGAAACUUCUGAACAGAUUGACUUCAGGUUGUCCAACCUCUCUGGGAGAACUGAGAAAGCUGACUCAAUCUUGUCUGAUCAAGAUGGACAUAAAACAGCUACAAAGUUUCAUGAAGUGUAUAAUCGAGCCACUAAACCAAAUGAACAGCAAGCUGUCUACCAAGCUGACAGCAGUGCUGAUAAAUUUAUGAUUGGUAGAGAUGCCUAUAGUGACGAAGGCCAGGUUAACAAUUUCAUAGAUACACAAGCUGACCAAGAUCCAUCUUACUAUAAAACACUUGACCAGAUUGAGGACAAAAUAUUUGCCCAUUUCAGGAAGCAGGACAAACCGGAUUAUUACAGAAUUCAGUCCUGCAAAUUUGAGGCUAGCCAUUUCUUAGACCUCAGACCCAAGCUUUCAGAGACAAUAGAAAGUGAAAGUCCAACCACUAGCCAAGUCUUCUUCCUAGAUGGUGCCAGACUCACCGAUAAUUUCCCACCAAAAGACCACACCCUUUGCACAAAGCUGCCCUCUAUCUUGUCCAAACUGGACUCUAUCACCACUCAAGAAAAAACUCGAGCCACAAAAAUCAAACCUUUACAGGAUGAUUUUUCAGAAUUCAAGCAGGAAAAGACUUUUCAUUCAGAGGAGCAAACUCUUAAGGGGAAGUUCCCUCCUAUAGUUUAUGAAGAUCCUUAUCAAGCUUCACUCCAGUACAUGGAGAAGCACAACAUCCUGCAGAUAUUCCAGCAGAUCACUGAAAACUUAGUCUUUGAAAAGCCAGAGGACCCCCUGCAUUUUAUGCUGUGCCAGGUAUGGAAUAGGAGAAAAGGAACCACCCUUUUAUUCUCAUGGUUGCAAAAUAUAGCACAUAUAGCAAAUCAUACAACAACUAUACAACAAAAUGUGUGCAACUCCUAAUAUCAAAAUGUAAACAUAUAUGUUCACAUUUUUAAAAAUUAAAAUAUAGCC
Fukomys damarensis (Damara mole-rat) is the source of this 1626-nucleotide messenger RNA. It is a transcript of the gene Tex55, whose product is annotated as testis expressed 55. Bases 46 to 1575 code for a protein of 509 amino acids. The transcript has 3 exons. Gene Ontology annotation, cellular component: nucleus. The record is from RefSeq and is a predicted model, not a curated record. NCBI's taxonomy places the organism in Eukaryota, Metazoa, Chordata, Mammalia, Rodentia, Bathyergidae.